This is a messenger RNA of Pestalotiopsis fici W106-1, 642 nucleotides long. RefSeq lists its product as uncharacterized. The record is from RefSeq and is a predicted model, not a curated record. Bases 1 to 642 code for a protein of 213 amino acids. NCBI's taxonomy places the organism in Eukaryota, Fungi, Ascomycota, Sordariomycetes, Amphisphaeriales, Sporocadaceae. The transcript is spliced from 2 exons. Gene Ontology annotation, molecular function: monooxygenase activity; oxidoreductase activity, acting on paired donors, with incorporation or reduction of molecular oxygen; iron ion binding.
AUGCCUUUCGUAGACAAGCAACCUUCAGAUGCCCUUUUCAACUAUGCCUUGACCGAAAUGGCCUGGUCAAUUGAGAGUGACGCAUUUUACUUGGAUUUCUGGCCCAUCGCUGGGCCAAUGUUGGUUCUCAAGAGCCCAACCAUGGCAAUGCAAAUGAUGCAACAGAACAACCCUGGUAAACCAGACUUUCUUGGUAACGCAUUCACUGAGCUCUCCGGUGGGCCGAAUCUGAUCAGCAUGGAGGACGCUAUGUGGAAGAAGUGGAGGGCAAUUUUCACUCCAAUUCUGAGCACGUCGGUCAUUCUUCAACAAGCUCCCAAGGUAGUAGCCCAGUGCGAAGUUUUGUGCGAAAAGCUGCGUCGCCGCGCCCAUGAAGGGAAGAUGUUUCAAUUGGAGGACGAUACAAUUCCCCUCACAUUAGAGGUUAUCUCGACAAUAUCACUAGACAGGCUAUUCAACUAUCAAAUCAAGGACUCCGGAAUGCCUCGACACCUCAGGGCCAUGAUAAACUGGAGCUCCUUUGGCAGCAGCUUGAAUCCAUUCAAACGCUGGAACCCCGUCCGUCCUCUUGUCGUGGCGUAUCAUGGGCACAAGAUCAGCAAAUAUAUCGGCGCAGUACUUGAAGACGACCUUGCUCAAUGA